AUUAAAAAAAAAAAAAAAAAAUCUUUUUUAAAUGAGUUAGAAAGCGAGUUGAGGCGAGAGGGAAACUUCCCAACAAAUGCUAAGGUUUGUUUUAAAACGCUUCCGUUUUAGGCGGCGUGCUGACGCGCCUGAAACCCCAGCCCGGGAGGCAAAGGGAUGGGAACCAUUGCAAAUUCGAGCCCAGGCUGGUCUGUAUAGUGAGUUCGGGGGCACACGCAGAGAGACGCUAACGCAAAACAACUCUCAAAUGUUUCCUUUUGAGCACACCGAACGGUGGGAAAGAUACUAGACCGCACGGAGUUCGGGUUAGCCCUGAGGCUGGAGCAGGUCGAGCAUCUCGCCGCGCGGGUAUGGAGGGGGAGACGGCGCAGUUUGGGUGGAAGUUUCCACGUUAGACCGCAACUCUCGGUCUCGAGCCACAGCGCGCCUCGCCUCGGAACGCAGUUUCGGCGGGUUCGGUUUUCCCGCAGGAGCCCGGACCCGCCCGCAGCCUGCCUCACUGCGCGGGCGCAUGCGCAGUCUCACCCACCCGGCAUGGUUGCGGUGGGUCUCCUGUGUGUGGCUGUGGCUGUCCUGACAUGGGGCUUCCUCCGGGUCUGGAACUCGGCGGCGGGAUUGAGGUCUCCGGAGCAGGCGGGCCUGCCGAGAGCCGGAAGCCGGGCCCUUCUGGUGAUCGCGCACCCGGACGAUGAGGCCAUGUUCUUUGCUCCCUCGGUGCUAGGCUUGGCCCGCCUGGAGCAGCGGGUGUCCCUGCUCUGCUUCAGCUCAGGAAAUUUCUACAAUCAAGGAGAGAUUCGAAAGAAAGAACUUUUGCAGAGCUGUGAAGUUUUAGGGAUCCCACCUUCCCGUGUAAUGAUUAUUGACAACAGGGAGUUUCCAGAUCACCCAGGAGUGCAGUGGGACACAGAGCUUGUGGCCAGCACCCUCCUUCAACACAUAAAUGUCAAUGACAUCAACCUGGUGGUGACUUUUGAUGCCGAAGGAGUCAGUGGUCACAGCAAUCAUGUUGCUUUAUACAGAGCUGUGAGGUCCACAUGGAGCCUUAUAAAUUCGUACCCAGAUAUUCGCCAGAAAAAGAGUCAGAUAAAGUUUGCUACAGAAAAAACAAGAGUACCUCAACAGACUGGGGCCCUGCACUCAGAAGGGAGGCUUCCUAAAGGGUGCUCUGUACUCAUGCUCCAGUCUGUGAAUGUACUUCGGAAGUACGUCUACCUCCUAGAUCUGCCCUGGUCGCUCCUGUCACCCCAGGAUGUCCUCUUCAUGCUCACCAGCGAAGAAGUGGCCCAGGCCAAGAAAGCCAUGUCCUGCCACCACAGUCAGCUCGUCUGGUUCCGCCACCUCUACAUCCUCUUCUCUAGGUACAUGAGGAUCAACACCCUGAACUUCCUCUGAAGCGUCGGAAGAGUUUUCAGAUCUUCAGAACAAAAGGGGAAACCAGAAGUCCUGGGCGGGGCUCUGGGCCGACUUACCUCCUUGACGCAGGGAGACUCCAGCCGAGCAGCCACUGAGGAAAAAGGCCAGCCUGGUCUACAUAGUGAGCUCCAGGACAACCAGAACUCACAAAGAAAGACCCUAUCUAAAUAUAUGUGUGUAUAUAUAUAUAUUCUGAUAGUGAAAUAUUGAACCAAUACAAAAAAGUUCUUUUGUAUUAAAGUUAGGUAUAGGUAUAGUGGUACAUGCCUCUAAUCCCAGCAUUCAGAAAGCAGACACAGGUGGAUCUCUCUAAGUUAAGUUUGUGGCCAGCCUGGUCUACAUAAUGAGUUCCAGGACAGCCAGAGCUACAUAAUGAGACCCUUAAAAAAAAUAACCUCAAAUAAAUAAAUUAUGGAUAUUUUAAUAGAACAGAUUGUGAUAAAACUACUUUUAAAUAAAGCAAUAUACCCACAAGUAAAAAUCUAUGUCACAAAAUCAAGAUAAUGAAUAAACAAUUUUUUUAAAGA
Messenger RNA from Meriones unguiculatus (Mongolian gerbil), 1940 nucleotides. RefSeq names its product phosphatidylinositol glycan anchor biosynthesis class L (gene Pigl). The record is from RefSeq and is a predicted model, not a curated record. NCBI's taxonomy places the organism in Eukaryota, Metazoa, Chordata, Mammalia, Rodentia, Muridae. Gene Ontology annotation, biological process: GPI anchor biosynthetic process. Gene Ontology annotation, molecular function: N-acetylglucosaminylphosphatidylinositol deacetylase activity. Bases 535 to 1392 code for a protein of 285 amino acids. Gene Ontology annotation, cellular component: endoplasmic reticulum. The transcript is spliced from 8 exons.